Molecule: messenger RNA, 4191 nt
Organism: Anopheles stephensi (Asian malaria mosquito)
Lineage: Eukaryota; Metazoa; Arthropoda; Insecta; Diptera; Culicidae
Product: RAC serine/threonine-protein kinase-like
Exons: 3
Coding region: 422-1138 (238 amino acids)
Biological process (GO): protein phosphorylation
Molecular function (GO): protein serine/threonine kinase activity; ATP binding
Source: RefSeq, a predicted model, not a curated record
AUGCCUCCCGUGUGGUUCACCCACACAAUAGGUUGUUGAUGUUGGUACCUCGCGCCGGUUGUUGGUUGUUGUUCCGUUUUCUAAGCUUUGUCAAGUGUGUGCCGUUCCCGCCAAACUACGUCAGCGGAACAUUGCACAUAAUCAGACACACAUACACAAUACCGCGUGGUUCGAACCACACAACGAUUCAUUCAUAAAAAAGUGCCGCUCUUUGAACGAGGGCGUGCAAGUUCCAACCACCGCGGCCGUGGUUUUUGUGGCGUAUCUGUUUGUUGCGUUGUUUGCUUACUGUGACGACGGUGUGGUCUGCCGCUUGCCGAUGAAGCUUCAAUGAAUGGUGGUGGUGGUGACCGCCGCAGUUGGGCACUUGGCGACACGAUCGAUAUAGAGGAAGAAAGUUUACAAACUGCCAUUGACGUCAAUGGCGCACAUUCGCGGGUAUCUCCACUCACACGGCAUCAUCUAUCGCGAUUUGAAGCUGGAAAAUCUUCUGCUGGACAAAGACGGACACAUUAAGAUAGCCGAUUUUGGGCUGUGCAAAGAAGACAUUACGUACGGUCGAACAACGAAAACGUUCUGCGGAACACCGGAGUAUCUGGCGCCGGAAGUGCUGGAGGAUAACGAUUACGGCCACGCAGUCGACUGGUGGGGUACGGGUGUCGUAAUGUACGAGAUGAUUUGCGGUCGGCUACCGUUUUACAAUCGCGAUCACGAUAUACUGUUCACGCUGAUACUGAUGGAGGAGGUGAAGUUCCCGCGCAACAUAAGCCCGAACGCGCGCAGCCUGCUCAGUGGGCUGUUGGUGAAGAAUCCGAAGCAGCGGUUGGGCGGUGGACCGGACGAUGCGAAGGAAAUAAUGGCCCAUCCGUUCUUUGCCAGCAUCAACUGGACCGAUCUGGAGCACAAGCGCAUUACGCCACCGUUCAAGCCGCAGGUAACGAGCGAUACGGACACACGCUACUUCGAUCGUGAGUUUACCGGUGAAAGUGUGGAGCUGACGCCAUCGGACAGUAAUGGACCGUUGGGCGCCAUUCAGGAGGAGCCUCACUUUUCGGAAUUCAGCUACCAGGAUAUGGCAUCCACCAUGAACACACCCAGCUUUAUGAACCAUUCGCACAACUUUCCACCGAUGCAGUGAGAAACGGCUGAUUUGCACCCGGUGCCGCCGGGUGUUGCGUGAAGCAAUUGCGCGCCCACUGCAGUAGUAGGACCACCGACCAGCAGAGGAAAGUGUUCUCCUCCCCCCCCGGGGGGAAACCAGCGCUUUCUCCGAGCGGUGUCCAAACUGCUGGGUAGUAACUGCUGUGCAAAGCAGCAGGGCGAACGAAAGCGGACAAGAGAAGGACACGACACAGAGCAAAGAAAUUUAAAAAUCUUUCGUUUGAGCAGGGAAGCGACGUAACCGCAGGAUGAUGACUAUUAUGUUUGUAACAUGCGUUCCAAUAGCCCAGUUUUGUGCCGUAUCUGUCUGCCAGCAGCAGCACACAGCCAACAAGGGGUCCGAUAUCGCGUCGAGUUGCCUGUAUAUUGGGAGUUUGACCAACCAGGGAGUUGAAAUGACCUGGGCGUGGAAGAACGGUAACUCGACUAUUGAUAUCGUUACUUCCGGACCGGAAAGACGAGUUUUGAUCUUACGAAAAAGAUUCCUUUUUUUACCACACCAAACCAACCACUUGAACAUCACAACAGCAAUGAAAACAACAGGUGAAACAAAACCGAACAUCCCAAUCAUUUCGGGUGAAGUAGAGAAACAGCAAAGAAAAAGUGAUUGGGGACAGUAUGAUAUAGAUAAUUACCACCGUGCCAACUUUUGCCAUAACACAACCACAACAACACAGAACAUAAUGAUCUCAGAUCGCGAUAGAUUAGCAGCAUCAAACAGGAAAAACAAACAAAUGGCUCAACCACCACACUCACACAUGCACUCUCUCUCUCUAUGCAGUAUCACUCAUACCCGCCUAUCUCAAGCAUAAAACCGACAGCAAACUAUGGUGUUUCGUUAUUUAGUGGAGAACCGAAUUAUUUUACCUAUCUUCUAACUGCUGCAUACACACACACACACGAGUAGAAAAUCCUUGCGCGUUUCGUUGUAAUUAUUGUGGACGGGAAUGUAAUAUGAUGGAUAUUAAGUUUUUAAGGGAGUGUGUCGUUAUAAAGUGCGACAGAUAGCCAACGAAGCCGUGGGCGAAUAAGUGUAGAAAGCAAACCAGAUUAGUUCGCGCGUGGUGAGCCGGUUGGUAAACGAUAGACCAGACCCCUUUGCUACAUUGAUUGUUUUAUACUUUUGUUGCAUACAGACACACACACACACAGACACAAUUUUGCGGGCAGUUUCCUAAUAAUUGAAUAACCUUACGGUAGCCCUUUAAUACCGGCGGUACAUGCAACGAGCGAGCCUACCCAGUAGCGCAGUAACUGGCCUCACCUGCUAAUAGGCUUUGGUUGCGCGAGAAGAAAACUCUGCUGGCGUAAGCUGCUUUUAUAGAUGAAUAAGCGUAAAGUUGCGCGAAUGUGCAUAUAUAUACCCAUAUGCAAAAGAUGGAAAGCAACGGGCUGUGAUAGAAAGAAGUUAAUAAUAUUAAUAAUCAUCAUAAUCGUAGUGUGUACGUACUAAGGAUAGAAUGCGCGCGCAUCCCGGAAAGUGACCCCAACUGCCGCCCAACAUUUGGCACGGUACCAAGUAAUAGUAAGCAAGUGGACCGAACAGGGUUGGUCACCUCGCUACACACUAACCCGGCCCAUCCGUUCGACUCUGCGCAGGGUAGACCCUGGAAUCGGGAACAGCUAUCAUUCAAGCAGGAUCAUUCUGCAGAUAGAUUGUUAAAGUCCCCGGACCCGGGGACAUACGCUAAGUUGCUAGCUUUCCUUCAUUGAAACAAAAAAAUCAUUGCGCUUUAAUAUAUGUACACGUGUUCCUUAGCAGCUAGUAUGCAAACAUAGUUUAAUCACUGCUGUACGCCGAUAUUGGGCUGCCGCGAGCUGGGGCGUUUACGGACCACCAGGGCUUUGCAGGGUAAAUCUUUCGCGGGAUGUUCAGAAUCGGUCAGAACACCGAAUUGGUUUUUUUUCUAUUCUGACUUCCCUUACACACAAGAGCCGAGAGAUUCAUACACACACACAUACAAUUAACAAGGUAUAUACUGUUUUUUGUUUAGUUUGUAGCAUACGUUAAUGUUGCAGUAACAGAUAUGGGGAGGGACAUUAAUCGGGAUCCUUAUUUCUUUAUAUUAGAGCACAUACUUUUUCGUUUAUGUAGCCGAUAGUGUCCGUGACGAGCUAGUUUUAAGUGUACCAGCGGCGAUGGUGCUGCCGUAGUAGCCGGUAGUAGUAGUAGUAGUAAGAGUGUAGCAGCACCAUGCUCCCGAUUACUAAGAACUAAUGAGAUACCAGAUAAGAGAAAAUAUCACUGCCUUAGCUAAUUGAGACAUUGACAAGAAGAAAACAAGUGCAACACUAUAUACAUAAUAGAAGGGUGGGGUGGUGUGUAAAACACUACGCUGAACAAAACUCAAAUCGAGGUGAGAAAAAAAAAGUGUUGAAGUGGGGGGCCCACACAACCACGUUCCAGAGGUUAUCAAGCGAGCGGAGCGUUACUACUUUUGUCUUCUGUUACUAAAUGAUGCCUUUUAGUUAAGUGUGGUAUCUUGUAAUGUUUAGUGCUGUAUUUUCCUUGCUUUAACACAAGCCUUUCGGGGCUACAGGGCUCUUGAUUUGCAUGAUUCGUUUAGUGGACACUGGUGCUAUUGAAUUAGAAUCCUUAACCCGCCUAUGGAAACUGUAGCAAAACGCUGCCUAAAAAUGUGCUUCUGUGCAACAACGGGAUUAAACUUUUACAUACAUAGUGAACAGGCAAGGUAGAGAAGACGAUGUUACAACAGGUCUUAAGUUAUGGUAGAUCGUUCUAGCAGAUGAGCGUGAACCUCCCCCCCAACAGGUCUUACUGCGUAUUGGCUUACUAUCCUAUACUGGUAAUGCUGAGCCAGGAGAAGGAAAAAAAAUGCAUUGAGUUUCUACGUUCUAGGCCCAGUUUUUUCCCGCGCAGAACCGAUACACUCCUAUCCGGUGUGUACAUCGCGUAAAAUAAUAAUAUUACUACAAAUACCAUCAUAAAAAAGGCCACAACUAGUGUUACAGAGAGUAAUGCAUAAGUACUAGAUAAAUUUAAUAUAAAAAAAAAGAUCACCACAAAAA